AUGUCAUUCGUUAGCAUUAAGAGCACUCUUGUGCUUCUAGGCAUGAGCGGUUUGAGCUUUGCUGCCACAAUCCCUCUCCGUCGCAGCAACACUACCAGCAGCGAUUCUGAGACGGUUCGCCUCAUGGCUUCGACUCCUCAACUGGAGUACGACUCGCAGACCACGGCGGAUUGCACUUGGUGGUAUGACAAUACCCAGGCUACCAACUGCAAUGAUUUGCUGGCCAGUGAGGGCAUCACGCUUGCCAACUUCAGGCGCUGGAACCCUUCCAUCAAUGAGGCGUGCACAAACCUCGCUGUCGGUAAAUCGUACUGCGUUGAAGCAGCCUUUGAGACUGUUCCUAGCCCGACUGACCCCGAGACUCCUCCGGCGACAACCACUGCUCCGUCCAAUGGAGUCGAAACUCCUCAGCCAACUCAGCCAAGCCUCGUCGAGAACUGCAACAAGUUUUACUUUGUGAAUUCCGGAGAAUCAUGCGCCGCCAUUGCCUCUAGCAAUGGCAUAAGCCUGGCCAACUUCCUCUCCUGGAACCCCAAGGCUGGGUCUAACUGCGCCGGUCUUUGGGCCGAUGCUUAUGCCUGCGUCGGCAUCAUUGGAAGCAGCACGACUCCCACGCCCACGAACCCUGGCAACGGCAUCGAGACGCCCCAGCCUCCUCAGCCCAGCAUGGUCGACAACUGCAACAAGUUCUACCUCGUCAAGUCUGGAGACUCCUGUGCUGCUAUUGCCUCGAGCCAAGGCAUCACUCUCGCUAACUUCCUCGCCUGGAACAAGGGGGCUGGCAGCAACUGCGGCGGACUCUGGGCAGAUGCUUACGCCUGCGUUGGGAUUGUUGGAGGCAGCACUACCCCGACCAACCCUGGCAAUGGCGUCCAGACGCCGACGCCAAUUCAGACCGGCAUGACAACCAAAUGCAAGAGCUUCCACUUUGUCGAAUCGGGACAGACCUGUGCGGUCAUUGCACCAAAGUACGGCGUCACUGUUGCCAACUUGAUCUCUUGGAACCCUGCGGUUGGAUCGGGCUGCAAUGGCAUGUGGGCUGAGACUUACUUGUGCGUUGCUGUCUUGUAA
This is a messenger RNA of Colletotrichum chrysophilum, 1071 nucleotides long. RefSeq lists its product as uncharacterized. Lineage: Eukaryota; Fungi; Ascomycota; Sordariomycetes; Glomerellales; Glomerellaceae. Bases 1 to 1071 code for a protein of 356 amino acids. The record is from RefSeq and is a predicted model, not a curated record. The transcript has 3 exons.